UGCCUACGACCUUCACCUAUACCCGCCAACAACGUCUUACGGGAGGGCCUGUGUAUAAAAGUGCGCCGAUUCCGCCGAACAGCAGUAUUCCACUGCAGACCUCAGCGAACGCAGCCGCCACCACCACCAACGUCAGCCAUGAUGAAGUACCUGGUCCUCGCCCUGUGCCUGAUGGCCGUCGUCUUCGCCACUGAGGAGUCCUCCAGCAAGCAGAAGCGCGGACUGGCGUACGCGGCCGGCCUCGGCUACCCAGGAGUGUACGGAGGAUACGGCUACCCCGGAUACUACGGAUACGGCGGUCUGGGCUACGGCCUGGGAUACAACGCUCUGGGAUACCACGGCCUGGGGUACCACGGUCUGGGAUACGGACACCGUAUCGUCUACUGAACACCCACUGGACGUCGAACUCCGAAAGGUCCUGACCUCUGACAGACUGGAAGAGGCCAACUACACCUGGCCUGCUCAAUGCGGGUGCCUCUUAGAGACCCUGUGUCUGAGAUCUGUAAUCCUUGUACAACCACUGUCUAAAUAAAACACAUUUCACUCUUA
Molecule: messenger RNA, 549 nt
Organism: Schistocerca piceifrons (Central American locust)
Lineage: Eukaryota; Metazoa; Arthropoda; Insecta; Orthoptera; Acrididae
Product: cuticle protein 6.4-like
Exons: 2
Coding region: 139-387 (82 amino acids)
Source: RefSeq, a predicted model, not a curated record